CAUUCUGACAGGAUGGGUGACUGGAAGAGCUACAUCAACACCAUCCUCAAGGACAAGAACAUUGAAGAUGUAGCUAUUGUGGGGCAUUUGGACAACAAGUCUGUGUGGGCUUCCAAGCCAGGAGGUGUACUUGCUGCCAUCUCACCUCAGGAAGUGGGGGUGAUCACAGGUCAGGACAGGAAAACAUUCCUGCAGACUGGGAUUACAAUAGCCGGCAAGAAGUGCAGUGUGAUCCGUGACAACCUGUUGGUGGACAAAGAUGCUGUGAUGGAUGCCAGAACCAAAGGGGGUGACAGCAUGUCCAUCUGUAUUGGCAAGACUCCCAAAGCCUUAGUCUUCCUCAUGGGUAAAAAGGGAAUCCAUGGAGGAGCCCUUAACAAGAAGGUCCAUGAGAUGAUUACAACCAUGAAAAGCCAGGGUAGCUAAAGCAAGAGACACCAUCUUCCUGAGCAGAAAGUACAGGGAAAAUCUCAUUGCUUUAAAAGAAAGGGAAAAAAAAUCCUGAUUUCACUUAACCAUUUCUUUGUCUCUUUCUUUGGGGUGGAGGAAGUUUGUUGUUUUACUCACAAUCUGCCUGUCUGUCUCUUUGGGAGAGGACGGAGCAGUAUUUACUGUUCCCAUAAGACUUAACAUUAACCAGGCUGUCUCUAAGCCAUCUUGACUGAGGGUUUAUGUUUUCCUUGACUAGCCCCCCUUUGCCUCAGCUCCAGCUGAUCCACUAUUAUUUUGAGGCCCUUGCCUUGUUGCCCUAAAUUUAUAAUUCAGGAGGUUUGAGAGCUCCUACAAACAGUAUUAAAAAUAAGAUUAAGCAGGGACAUUGGGAAUAGUCAAUAUUUUUAUACUGUUCCAUUAGCCAAUCAAUGAAAUAAAUUAUAUCAUUUUCUUUCAUUA
This is a messenger RNA of Gavialis gangeticus (Gharial), 891 nucleotides long. It is a transcript of the gene PFN3, whose product is annotated as profilin 3. Gene Ontology annotation, biological process: actin cytoskeleton organization; regulation of actin filament polymerization; positive regulation of actin filament bundle assembly. Gene Ontology annotation, cellular component: cytoplasm. The coding region runs from base 13 to 426 and encodes 137 amino acids. NCBI's taxonomy places the organism in Eukaryota, Metazoa, Chordata, Crocodylia, Gavialidae. The transcript has a single exon. The record is from RefSeq and is a predicted model, not a curated record. Gene Ontology annotation, molecular function: actin binding.